Messenger RNA from Pestalotiopsis fici W106-1, 1161 nucleotides. Its product is annotated as Orotidine 5'-phosphate decarboxylase. NCBI's taxonomy places the organism in Eukaryota, Fungi, Ascomycota, Sordariomycetes, Amphisphaeriales, Sporocadaceae. Gene Ontology annotation, molecular function: orotidine-5'-phosphate decarboxylase activity. The coding region runs from base 1 to 1161 and encodes 386 amino acids. The transcript has a single exon. The record is from RefSeq and is a predicted model, not a curated record. Gene Ontology annotation, cellular component: cytosol. Gene Ontology annotation, biological process: 'de novo' UMP biosynthetic process; 'de novo' pyrimidine nucleobase biosynthetic process.
AUGUCCGCCGACCGACCUCAAAACCACACGCUGAAAGCCAGCUUUGCCGACCGGGCAAGCAAGGCAACGCAUCCUCUGUCCAAUUACUUGCUCCGUCUUAUGGAGCUGAAGAAGUCCAACCUGUGUCUGAGUGCCGAUGUUGCAUCUGCCCGAGAAUUGAUCAACCUGGCAGACAAAGUUGGCCCCUCCAUUGUCGUGCUCAAGACGCAUUAUGACCUUGUAGCCGGCUGGGACUUUCACCCGCAGACUGGCACCGGCGCUAAGCUGGCCGCGUUGGCGCGCAAGCAUGGCUUCUUGAUCUUUGAAGAUCGCAAGUUUGGCGACAUUGGCAAUACGGUCCAGCUGCAGUACACGGCAGGCACAGCCCGAAUCAUUGACUGGGCGCACAUUGUCAACGUCAACAUGGUUCCCGGCAAGGCUGCAGUAAGCGCACUGGCAGAGGCUGCCGCCAAGUGGAGAUCGCGUGUCAACUACGAGGUCAAGACAUCCGUCACCGUGGGCACUCCCGUCAACGAUGCAUUUGAGGAGAACGGAAACUCCGAGGACGAAGAUCGCUUGGCGCCGCUCGAGGCCCACAACAGCAGCGGCAACACCACCAACAACCACCAGGCCACCCACCACAGGGAUGCCGACGGGCGGAAAGGAAGCAUUGUGUCCAUCACCACUGUGACACAAUCAUUCGAGCCUGUAGACUCGCCGCGGUUCGCCACCACUACCGAAGAUGGAGACGACCUGGUCUACGCCGGUAUCGAGGAGCCGCCGUAUGAGCGAGGUCUUUUGAUCCUGGCACAAAUGUCGAGCAAGGGCAACUUCAUGAAUGCUGAAUACACCAACGCGUGCGUAGAAGCCGCGCGGGAGCACAAGGACUUUGUCAUGGGAUUCAUCGCCCAGGAAAGCCUCAACACAGAGCCCUCGGACAACUUCAUUCACAUGACGCCCGGCUGCCAGUUGCCCCCAGAAGGCGAGGAGGAGAAUGGCGUCGUUGCUGGUGACGGCCUAGGCCAACAAUACAACACGCCAUCCAAAUUGGUACAGAUCUGCGGUACCGAUAUCAUCAUUGUUGGAAGAGGGAUCAUCAAGGCAGCCGACCCGCAAGUUGAGGCCACUCGCUACAGACAACGGGCCUGGCAGGCUUACCUCAACCGGAUAGGAGCCAACUAA